Molecule: messenger RNA, 1660 nt
Organism: Eruca vesicaria subsp. sativa (arugula)
Lineage: Eukaryota; Viridiplantae; Streptophyta; Magnoliopsida; Brassicales; Brassicaceae
Source: the annotation of a GenBank genome assembly
UUCUUAGGUAUGUUGGUGUUGGUGCAAUCUGUUGAGUUUUGUCCUUUUUAUAUCUGCAAAUAACAGAGAAGUUAAAUGAAGCAUUUUUCCUAGAUUUUGGUGGUUAGUGUCUGUAUGGAGUGUAAUGCGAAGCCAUCCUUGCAGUGGGAGUGGGAUAAUUUAAUAUCAUUUGGUACUUCAUCAGCUGAAAUUCCUAGAAAGCAACGGCCAAUGGAUUGGGAAAAUGAUGGGUUUGAUUGCACCUCUCUUUACUCUUCCAGCUUUGCUACAGUGGCUUAUGGUGGUAGUCCAGGUUCUGAUCUAGCUCAUGCUUUCUCUAAAAGCUCAAAGUCAACUUCCAUUAGCUGCUCUUCCUCAGCUGAAGUGAGAACAUACAACUUCACAUCAGAAGCUGGUGAAAGUCUUCCUCCUGGAAAAUUUGGGAGCAGUGAAGAGUUUGCAAUGGGGAUUGAUACUUCUCCGAGUCUUGAACUUUCCUUUGGCUCUGGUGAUCCGGUUCUUGGUUUGAAGCUUGGUAAGAGAACAUACUUUGAAGACUUUUGGGAAGUGGAGAAUAAUGCUAAAGGAUCGGCGCUUCCGGUGAGCCUCGCAUCGUCAUCUUCUGCUUCUCCGGUGAAGAAAACCAAACCUGUUUCUCACAAGUUACAAACUCCUCACUGCCAAGUUGAAGGCUGUAAUCUUGACCUCUCCUCAGCUAAAGACUAUCAUCGGAAACACAGGAUUUGUGAAAACCAUUCAAAGUUCCCUAAAGUUGUUGUGAGUGGCGUAGAACGCCGGUUUUGCCAACAAUGUAGCAGGUUUCACUGUCUCUCUGAGUUUGAUGAGAAGAAACGUAGCUGUCGCAGGCGUCUCUCAGAUCACAAUGCAAGACGUCGCAAGCCCAAUCCCGGGAGGACAUAUGAUGGGAAGCAACAUAUGGAUUUUGUGUGGAACAAAUUUGCACUUAUCCAUCCAAGAAGUGAAGAAAAGUUUCUAUGGCCAAAUCCCAAGCCUGUACCAUCAAGAGGGUUAUUGCAAGAACCUGUAAAGACCGAGAUUCCCAAUAAGCUUUUCACCGAGCAAUGUGGAUUUGGAUUGUUGGACCCCAAAACGAAAACCACGAGAGCUGAGUUAUUCAGUAAAGAUUUUUCAGAAAAGGUCACAAUCUCUUCACACAUGGGUACUUCUCAAGAUCUUGAUGGUGCUCUCUCUCUUCUGUCAAAUUCAACCCCUUGGGUUUCCUCAGACCAGCCAAGACGGUUUUCCCUUAACAAACAUUCCACGAGCAACCUCCAACCUGUGGUUCAAGGGUCUGUGACUCAACUCAAUUCAGUGUCCAGCUACUGGCAGCCGGAUCCACCAGCAGUUGAGGGCUCAACCGCUUUGCCUAGGAACGGGGUAGGCCAGUUUAAUGAGAACUACAUCUUGAAUCAGUUUUAUAACUGAAAGUGUAAUUGCCUUUAAAUCAUAAUAAGAUAUUUUGUGUAAGGAUCAGGCAAGCCUAGUGGUAACGUUAAGAUAGGAGCUGUGAAACUUGCUAAGACAUCAAUUCCUCUCUUCUUUCUUUUGUCCAUUGAUUUUCUACGGUUAUGAAGAGCUGUCACAAUUAGCUUAUACAUUAGAAUUUUCCAAAUAUUGAUGCUGUAGCAUCUGAAAAAAAAAUGAUCAAACGCAUGAUGAC